AUGUCGGCGUCCGCUGGACCCCAGGGCAUACCGGGAUACAAGCCGGCUAGCCUUAGAGCCCUCAAACCAUACUACGGAGGACACCGGCCUGGCGUCAAGCCCGGUCCCACCCCCUUACCACCUCGGAGUAGAGCGGAGGGUCUUACCUACAUCAGCCGUCUCGCAGUCCCUGAGGACUUGGCAAACCUCAUUAGGGCCACAGAGUUCUACUCAAAGAUCUGUACCCGCGAAUGCAUAGCAACUACCUCUGUCACUACUUUCUCCAGUCACCCAGGGCAGCGGGGUGCCCUCCUGGAACUGCAACUUCCUCUAGGAAUACAUGGCGCGCUCUUCGAACCAAAUAGUUAA
Molecule: messenger RNA, 348 nt
Organism: Venustampulla echinocandica
Lineage: Eukaryota; Fungi; Ascomycota; Leotiomycetes; Helotiales; Pleuroascaceae
Exons: 2
Coding region: 1-348 (115 amino acids)
Source: RefSeq, a predicted model, not a curated record